Messenger RNA from Pundamilia nyererei, 6247 nucleotides. It is a transcript of the gene ammecr1, whose product is annotated as AMMECR nuclear protein 1. NCBI's taxonomy places the organism in Eukaryota, Metazoa, Chordata, Actinopteri, Cichliformes, Cichlidae. The transcript is spliced from 6 exons. The coding region runs from base 1395 to 2399 and encodes 334 amino acids. The record is from RefSeq and is a predicted model, not a curated record.
GAUAUGUCUGUGUGCCACAUUUCAAAUCGGCCACUCGGAAUAGAUUACAUUAGAGGCAGUUUCUCAAAAGAACGUGCAACGGUGUGCGUAACUUUAUCCGAACUCACAGCGCUGUGAAAUCCAGACACUGUCAAAUCAGUUUACAGCAGUCAGUCGGCUCCUAUGCCUUUUAUAACUUGGGGGGCGUCGGCACCGAUACUUUACCAUGCACGCACGCAUAUACACAUACACACGCAUGGACGUCAAGAGCGCGCAUGCUUCCACGGCCCCGUGCACUUCUUCUGAAUUGCAAAUCUGAUACCCCAGAAGCUACGCAUUAUGUGUAGCAAGUGGGCGCAACACGUUUUCUGAAUCCGGUUCCGGUGUGCCGACGACACCGAUGCCCGUGCCCACAGACUGAUCACAGGGCUUUUACCCGAACAGCACCGAAUUGUAGCAGCUGAGAGACGGAUGCGGGGCUCGUCAAAUCCAGAGGAUUUCUCACGGCUCACGGACUAGAAUGCUCUUCUCUGUGUAUCCCCAUGAACGGAUGACAACCUCCAAACAAACCUAUACUGAAAACUUUCAGCUGUCCGUUUGACGCGGGGGUGUUAUUGAGAUUUCUUCCCCCCUCCUUCUCACCAGAUUCAAGAAAAAGGCAUCAUGCAGGUGCAAACUGUGGGCUAACGUUACUGAUAUGACUUGCUGGGCGCUGACGCGUUUCAUUGUGCCAUGACAACCCUGCAUUGUCAGAUGCCAUUUUACUCUGCGCUAUCCCAGCGUCUGGAAUUCCAACAUACUGGGCCUGUUGUGUAAUUAGAAGUUCGUGAGGCAGUAGCAAACAAGCUGGUGCAAUGAGGGGCUACGCUGUCCAAGACACUGUGCGCAAUUUGUGCUGAAGCUUAUGGGUCCUGCGUACUCAAGCUCCCGGCUUCCACUUGGAGAGGUGUGCAGCGGGGCUACAGCGCACUGGCUGUCGGCUUCACAUCUGGACCGCUUGGCUACUGUCAUCUGCGGCCUGUUCGGACCGUGCCCACCCUGAACUUGUGUGUUUUAAGGGGGACUGACUGUGAUCGCCUCGGAUGCGGAUGGUGUCGUGUUAGGGAGAACGGGGGGCUAUUAGGCUGGGAGUUGACGUUAUAGGUGAUCCACUGGAACACCGAGAUCCAAAGCUGGACUGGCUAACUACUCGAGAAAAAAACUGCUUAUCCCAGCUAUGGAUUUUCCGUAGCAAAGUCACGCAUUUUUAAAGGCAACGCUAGGGUGACACUGCAGUCUUCUCGCCACAUCGGUUAUUUCGUCGUCCGACAAAAAAUAAAAGAGUGAAAGUGGAGUAUUGUCCGUCGUACGUAUCAACGCAGUGGGAUUUCUACGUCUGGUCGGCGUUCCCCCCCACCCUUCCCGCGGUGACGGUUAUGGGUCGGAAGCGGUGUGUCGGUGCAGAUUGUUCCAAGAUGGCGGCCGGGUGCUGCGGGGUGAAGAAGCAGAAACUGUCGGGAUCGCCCGGAUCAGGGGGUCCCGGCGGGGUGGGGGCGGGAAGCGGGGUGGCAGGAACCGGACAUUGUGGCUCGGAGCUGGGGAUUGGCUCCUCCGCGACAGUUGCAGCGGCGGCGAACGUGAGCCGAGCCAACGGCCUGGGGGGACCCGGGGGUAACGUUAGCGGCAGCAGUAGUAGUAGUGGUAGCAGCGGCACAAACGCUCUGUCCCCAGCCCCGGCCGGAUAUAAUACAUCCGGCCUCUCCCCGAAUCUCAGCCCAGGACCUGGUUCGGGAAGUGGAGGCAGAAAAAUGGUCGUUUCGGCGGAGAUGUGCUGCUUCUGUUUUGACGUGCUUUAUUGCCAUCUGUACGGAUACCAACCUCCGAGAACACCCAGGUUUACAAAUGAUCCCUACCCGCUGUUUGUCACAUGGAAAAUAGGCAGAGACAAGCGGUUGAGGGGUUGUAUAGGUACAUUUUCUGCCAUGAAUCUGCACUCAGGACUCAGGGAGUACACCCUUACCAGUGCCCUUAAAGACAGCCGCUUCCCCCCUAUGACAAGGGAUGAGCUGCCUCGCCUCUUCUGCUCAGUGUCUCUUCUCACCAACUUUGAAGACGUCGGUGAUUACCUUGACUGGGAGGUGGGUGUUCACGGUAUUAGGAUAGAAUUUUUCAAUGAAAAAGGAUCAAAACGCACCGCCACCUACCUACCAGAGGUUGCAAAGGAGCAAGGUUGGGACCACAUUCAAACCAUAGAUUCCUUACUACGAAAGGGAGGUUACAAAGCUCCCAUCACAAAUGACUUCAGGAAGACCAUUAAGUUAACCAGGUACCGUAGCGAGAAGAUGACGAUGGGCUAUGCAGAGUACAUCGCCCACCGCCAGCACCAUCACUACCAGAAUGGCAUUGGGCACCCUCUACCACCCUACAACCAUUAUUCCUGACAGCGAGCCGCAUGACCAAUCAUUGGACCUCUCCGCGGACCUUUUCCCAGGAGAGCCCGCCCCCUCCUGGUCUAGCUAUUUCUACUACUGUACCAUUUUAUGAUGAUAGUUUCCGUUGCCAUGCUGGCCGUCUCCCAGACGUUGACAUGGCAACGGGUGGCAACGAAGCGUUAUUUGAUUCUGACAAGAAAUCCACACGUUUCCUUUUCUUUGCCUGUGGUUACGUUUUUGCAGCAUAUGUAUUCCUAUAUCUGAAACCCCCCGUUCAUUCAUAUUUUUGGAAAUUUAAUCAAACGUUAGAUUUUAUUAAUCUUUUCAGCGAACCUAAUCAGGUGUUUAAGUCUGUGGAUGGAAGGAAGUCUCUUCGAGUGGAUUAGUCUCGCGCUUCUGUUGUUUAAGCUUUGCUACAAUUUUUACAUUUACUAAGAAUUUUCUUUUUUUCUUAAUCUUUACGUUAACCUACUCUUAAACAUGUAACACCAUGUAGCAAGGCAACUGCAGUUUUCAAAGGCUGUCGUCUCUUCUUGAUUCCUCUCAAAAAAACAAAACAAAAAAAAAAGACUGAGGUUUGUUUUAGCUUGUAAACUCUUGUAGUGUUGUAGUUGGAACUAUGUAUUGGAAUAUGUAUACUCCAAAGUAUAGAUGGUAGGAUUGUGGUGCCUCUUGACCAGCUUUUGCUGGCAAUAUUUAUUGAUUGAGCUCACAAUCGUGUGUGUGAUUUCUGUGUGUGGAUAUAGACAUUGGUCUGCCACAAGACAAAAAACUAGUAGAAAUUGGAUGAUACUUAAAGAUUCCCCUACAAAAGAGUUUGGAAACCUCCCCCUCUGAGUAUUUGUAGUGUUUUGGUGUGGAAGCUCUAAACCAUGAACAGCUGUGUCCCUUAUCGGUUUUUGUUUUAAUCUUUUUUUUUUUUUUAACUUCUUUCAAAUUUAAAGUAACUGCUGGAGGAAGCCAUUUUGUCCAGGGAUAAUUGUGUCACAGUGAUUUAUUAAUAAACAGUGUAAAAUUCUCUGCAUUGGAGAGGGGGAGCGGGCACAGCUACAGGUCCCUACAGAGGGGAGGAAAAACACCCCAAAAAAGCAUGGCUGAGUAAUACUUAGAUUUAAGUUGAACGUAUGUGUUUGUUUCUGAGUUUACUGGCAGGGAGUCACUUGACAGGGACAUGCUAUAACUACUCAAAGCCAUAAUGUCUUCUCUCUAUUCCACACUUUGUAGUCCGUUGUUUGGUUUUGCAUUCUUUAACCUCUGGUAGAUGUAUCAAGUCUCCAGCUUCUGAAUGCAAAACCAGUUUCGAGACAGACCGCAUCACUUGGUAUACUUGUCAAACCAGGUGGGUUUAGUCAUUUGCUGAAUGUGCUGCAUGUUGCCCACGCUAAUGGGGAAAGAUUGUCUCGUCUCUUUACAUUAUAGCUAACAAUGGUCACUCGUCCACAAAGUAUUAUGUAUCAAAGCUGUCAUUUUGAUCCAUUGAAGACGCACAAAGGAAGUGAUCUCAUUACCAUGUUUGUGUCAUGUAGACGUUCAUGUCAUUGUGCUGUUUAGAAGUGCAGCCAGUCAACGUAGUUGUUGAAACUGCACUACUGCCAUUCUGCUCCGGUACUUUAGUGAGAUCCCAUUGAUCCUGUUUGUGUGUCCACGGCGCUAGUAACGUUUUUGUCAGCUUGUAUGGGCAGUCAGGUUGAAGCAAACACAGUUGAAUUAGUUGGAACAGAUUCUCUGCACGGGGCUCAGUGGCUUGCAGUCGAGGUCUACGUAUAUAUGAAAAAGCCUACACAUAAAGACUCAACAAGCCAUCUCCCAUCCAGAUAUUUACUUGCUGUGAGUCUCAUCCGCACACACACCUGGAUAGUUGGCUUUACUUGUCAGAACGUUUGAGCCUUGGAGGAUCGCCGUACGGGUCGCUUGUUUCGGGUUUUAGUUCGCUAACUGGAAUUUUUGAGAGGUUCUUGUUACUUGACCAACAUCUUUCUUUGUAACAGCCUUUACUAACUGACAGGUAUUUUUUUCUUUAUGCAAAAAUGUCAAGGGCUUUUGGCACUCCAUCCACAGUAACCCGAAAUGACCCAGAUUUCAGUUGUGUUGCCUUAAAUGAAUGAUUUAAAGAAAGGAAAAAAAACAAUGGACCAGUAGAUGAAGCCCUGAGUGUCCCUCUGUCGCUCUUCUCUUUUCCAUCAUCACACCACAGCGUAGGAAAGAGCCACAUGACGUUUUCCUGCUUUAGAAUGCCAGUGCUCUCUCUAAGAGGGCAGCUGGAUGCCCGCAGCCUUCAGUUUUUUCACCCAGCUGGCGAAAAAAAACAAAAAAAAAACAACCCCUGCUCUUAAAGGUGACGUCAGCCGCUGUGGUGUUCAAACUGCGUCUCCUUGUACACUACAUGACGAGGAGGAACAGCCAGGUGGUCAUUUCCUGGUCCAUUUAAACACAGCACAACCUGAAUUUUUCUGCUGCAAAACCAAAUUGACCAUGCUCUUUUACAUAUGUCUUUGUAUACACAUGCAAUGUAUUUUGUUGCAUGUAUGUAUGAGUAUGAGACCUAUGGUUUUAUCCAUGAUAUGCUUGAUCUAUGGCUUACACACUCUUAUUAACCAUUAAGAGAUUUAAGACAAAUAUGGUGCUAUCUGACCUCAUAUUGGGGUGGUCACAGCUCGUGACUGGUCAUGCGGACUCAUUGAUCAUAUCAUACUUAAAGAUGAUACAUGUAAGAUUUUCUCUUUAGUACAUUCCUGUGAAAUGAGUCAUGACGGCACAUUUUAAUACCGAAGUAUGAUAGUCACCAAUUCAUACAGUAGCCCCCAGCAACCUCUGCUUUCACGAAGCUCACUGUGGGUUAUUUUGGGAUCAAUUCCCUAUGGGAAAUACGGAAUAUAGUGAAGAAGGAAAAGUCCCAGAAGCAACAUGUUACAGGGGCUAUGGAAUGUACUGUCUGCGGUCGUCAUUACAAUUUACCAGUGAUAUAUUAAGAGAAAAUCUUACAUGUUUUACCUUUACUAUCCUUGAUAUAUGCAGAUCUGUUCAACAGGUGUUUUUAUUUUGUUUGUAUUUUGUUUGUUUUUGUUUAGUUUUUUUCCUACCAGUGCAAGUCAACACCCCUUGCAGGUUUGAAAGGACAAGAAGUCACAAGUUAACCUCAUUCCCCUUGAUCGCUCCCUACACUGUGGCCCAGCCUCAUGGCCUAGUUUGUCAAGGUGUGUGAUGUAUGUCGUUCGGUAGAUGGUGACAGUAGUCGUGGUCGUCUUUAGCCUCCUCCUGCAAAAUUUGAUGCUGUGUUUUUUUGUUUUUUUGUUUUUUUUUUUCUUCUUCUCCCUUUUCUUUUUUUUUUUUUAAAAGAAAACAACAAAUCCUUAGUUUUUCUUCUAGCUGCUGAAUCGUUUGACCUCCUCAAAGAGUUUGAGUUGUUGACUAGUGAACGAUCCUGUUUUUUUUUGUUUGUUUUGUUUUGUUUUUUUUUGUUUGUUUUUUUUUGUUGUUGUUUUUUAGCCACGUUGAAGGAAAGCAUCUCCUAAAAUGGGACGGAGAGUUAAUAUUUUACGUAAGGACACAGAAAACAGUCCUGCUUCUGUACUGGUUUAACUGUUUAAAGCAUUAAUACCUCAUGGGAUCUUAUGGAACGACAUUUGUAGUUUGUCUGUAGCAGAUUGUGUUUUGGUUCCAUACCAGGGUUAGAGUUCAGCCUCAGCAUUCCUUGCGUGGUCAUUCUCAUAUUUCGUGGAAUGCUCAAGCUCGUGUUACCUUCGUAUGUUUGACUGAACCAAAGAUGCCAGCGGCCAUGCCCAAAUGCUGCUCUUCAGGCCUGGCUUCCUGUCCUUCCAAAAAAAACAAAAAAAAAACUAAAAACCCUGCAAUUGACA